Molecule: messenger RNA, 1476 nt
Organism: Rhizoctonia solani
Lineage: Eukaryota; Fungi; Basidiomycota; Agaricomycetes; Cantharellales; Ceratobasidiaceae
Product: Peptidase family M28 protein
Exons: 9
Coding region: 1-1476 (491 amino acids)
Biological process (GO): proteolysis
Molecular function (GO): metalloexopeptidase activity
Source: RefSeq, a predicted model, not a curated record
AUGGUCCGACUUGCCCCUUUGGCCGUUGCUGCGUCUUUGACGUCAUGCGCAUGUGCAAGCUUCAUUGAUGAUACCAUUAAUGCAUUAAAACUUCCUUUGAGCUCAGAGAAGUUGCAGAAUGACAUCAAGCUUCCAGCACUCAAGACUCACGCUAAGCUCCUCCAGAGCUUUGCGGACAAGUCCAAUGGAACUCGUGUCUUUGGUUCAAAAGGACACAAUUCCUCUGUUGACUAUGUGGCUACUAUUGCGAAAUUGGCUGGUUACGAUGUGCAACGACAGACAUUCCCACACGAAUAUUCAGAGGUCCUUACUCAGAAAUUUGUGGCUAAUGCACCUAUUAAUAUCAAUGCCAUGACUUAUUCACCCUCCACUCCUCUCGGAGGCAUUACUGUUCCUCUCGUUCUGAUUCCCGGCCCCGAUGCCGCCCCAUCAGCUGGAUGUACGCCAGCGGACUUUGCUAGUGUCGAUGCCAAGGGAAAGAUUGCACUCAUUCAACGCGGUGGAUGUAAUUUUGCUAUUAAGAAUGAGAAUGCCAAGAAUGCGGGAGCUGUCGGCGUUGUUGUGUACAAUAAUGUUGAGGGUGCUAUCUCUGGUACUCUUGGUGCCUCAAACCCCACUGCAUAUGUCCCAAUCGGAGGCAUCACCAAAGCAGAGGGGGAAACACUUGCUCAACGAUUGUCGUCUGGUCAACCCAUUUCAGCCACGCUCGAUAUCAAUAUUUUUGUGGAACAGAGGUAUAGCAGCAACGUGAUUGCCACUUCCAAAGCGGGUAAUCAGAGCAACAUUGUUUUCAUCGGCUCCCAUCUCGACUCGGUUACAGCUGGUGCUGGUAUUAAUGACAAUGGAUCUGGUUCAAUCACUGUUCUCGAACUUGCUAUCCAACUUGCCAAGUACAAACUCAAGAACGCAGUCCGCUUUGCUUGGUGGACUGCGGAAGAGUAUGGCUUGGUUGGAUCAGAUCCGAACUAUGUGAUUGCUGUGUAUGAUGGUGACGGCUCUGCCGGAAUCAAUCCCGGCCCAACUCCCCCCGGCUCUGGCGCCAUCGAGAAGGUGUUCACCGAUUACUUCAAAUCGAAGAAAAUUCCGAGCGUGCCAACUGAAUUUAGUGGUCGUUCUGACUACGGCCCUUUUAUUGCCGAAGGAGUAAACAUCCCCGCUGGUGGGCUAUUCACUGGUGCAGAAGGCGUCAAGACCGAAGAGCAGGCCAAGUUGUUCAGCGGAACGGCUGGAGUCGCAUACGACGUCAACUACCAUGGCAAGGGUGAUACCUACAGCAACCUCAAUUUUACGGCCUUCGAAAUCAACGCCAAAGCUUCUGCACAUGCUAUCGCUACGUUCAUCCAGUCUACGAAGGUAGUCGAUGACGAAAAAGCUACCGCUGGUGCCUCACCCAAAGUAGCUGCCAAGAUCGCUGCUGAGCCGAACGACGCUCUCGUUGCCCAGGGUAAAGACCUUUGCGCCGGAGAACUCGCAUGA